Molecule: messenger RNA, 1308 nt
Organism: Lotus japonicus
Lineage: Eukaryota; Viridiplantae; Streptophyta; Magnoliopsida; Fabales; Fabaceae
Product: serine/threonine-protein kinase PBL35-like
Exons: 5
Coding region: 1-1308 (435 amino acids)
Biological process (GO): protein phosphorylation
Molecular function (GO): ATP binding; protein kinase activity
Source: RefSeq, a predicted model, not a curated record
AUGACAGAUUUAGAUUCCAUGCAUGUGUAUUGUGGGGUUUUGAUUCAUUCAAUUCUCACUUUCUCUUCAAUCACAUUUUCACAAAAUGUUUUUGUUGUACAUGUUGUGUUGCUUUUUGACUGUGGUCUGAUAUCUCUUUCAUGCAAAUCAAUAGGGAAGAAACUUGCAAGUGACAAUGCUAGAAACCAAGUAGUUGCUCCGGGAUCUUUAAGCAAGGAAUUGAAAGUUUAUCCCCAUCUAAAGAAAUACACCUUUCAGAACCUAAAGUUGGCAACAUGGGAUUUUCGAUUUCGCCUCGGUGAAGGGAUCCUGGCUUCUGUUUACAAAGGUUGGGUCAGUCGCACUGGGACCUCCCCCUCAAGACCUACCGCUGGCCUCCCAGUUGCAGUCAAGAUUCUUAACAAAAAUGGAUCACAAGGCCAUCAUGAAUUUGUUACCGAAGUAAUUAACCGUCUUGGUGGUGGUUUAGAUCAUCCACAUUUUGUUAAGUUGAUUGGUUAUUGCACUGAAGGGGUACUGGUUUAUGAGUUUAUAUCUAAAGGAAGCUUAGAUAAUCAUCUCUUUAAGAGACUAGAAUUUCCCCUUCAGUGGUCAGUUAGAAUGAAAAUCAUGCUUGGUGCUGCUAAGGGCCUUGCAUAUCUCCAUGAUGAAGCUGAGAAACCUUUGAUAUAUAGAGAGUUCAAAACUUCCAACAUACUAUUAGAUAGGGACUACAAUGCGAAACUUUCUGAUUCAGCGCUUGCACGAGAUGGUCCUGUGGGAGACUCUACUGAUGUCUCAACUCGGGUAUUGGGAACACAAGGGUAUGCGGCCCCAGAGUAUAUCAUGACAGGCCACCCUACUGCCAAGAGUGAUGUGUAUAGCUUCGGGGUGGUUCUGCUUGAGAUGUUGACAGGAAGAAGAUCCAUUGACAAAAGAAGGCGUCGAGAUGAGGUUAACUUGGUAGAAUGGGCGCGGCCUAAACUCAGGUUGGGGGGAGCAGGGUUCCAUCAAAUGAUGGACCCUCAACUUAAAGGUAUGUACUCAGGAAGAGGUGCUCGAAGGGCAAUGGAGUUGGCUUAUCGUUGCAUUAGCCGUGAAGCGAAAGACAGGCCUUUGAUGAGUGAAGUGGUGGGAGUGCUUAUCUCUUUGCCUCGUUACAAUGAGAACAUAGCUUCUUCCUCUCCACCAUCCCUACCCUCACCUUUAUUUGAGGGAUUGAUUGUUGCCUCCUCCAACCAUGAUGGCUUCAUAGUUGGCACAUCAGGAAAGGGACCGAGUCGCUUUCGAGCCCCCCCCCCCGUGCAAUCUUCCUCUUCGUUCACCUAA